Messenger RNA from Eucalyptus grandis, 1672 nucleotides. RefSeq names its product F-box protein At4g00755. Gene Ontology annotation, molecular function: protein binding. The coding region runs from base 278 to 1399 and encodes 373 amino acids. Lineage: Eukaryota; Viridiplantae; Streptophyta; Magnoliopsida; Myrtales; Myrtaceae. The record is from RefSeq and is a predicted model, not a curated record. The transcript has 6 exons.
AACACAAGAAAGAAGAAAAAGGAGAGAAAGUAAGAGAGAGAAAAUCCAUUUGACGGUCGAUUCUCAAUCACCUCCCGUUUGCGUACACUUUCCCCAGUCUCUCGUUUAUGCAUCAUCCAUAAAUCCCAGUCGGGUGUCUUCAUCUUCAAAGUGUCCCUCUUUAUCUGAAAGUUUCCAUCUUUCCUGAAGCAUCAGAUCCGACUACCCUCUGCGAGAAAAGGGAAUCGAUGUUCGUGUGAUAUAUCGUUAGUCGGGAACCUGUGGCGGCAAUCCUGCAAUGGCGGACCCUGGUGACCUUUUACAGCAGCUUGGACCAGACAUGUCCAUAAAUAUUUUUAUGCAAUUGGAUGACCCUUCUGAUCUAGCUCGUGCUUGUGCCGUAUCUCGUACUUGGCACCAAUUCGUGAUUGCAAAUGAACUUUGCAAGAUGCUCUGUUUGAGGAUGUUCCCUGAAGUAUCGUGUGUUACUCAUUUAGUCGAAGUGAAUAACAUGAUAGAGCCUUUAAAAGUAAAAUCUUGCACUUCUCUCGAAUGGGAGCAACGUAAGAGGAAUCAUAAAGUCUAUGCCUUUCUGGCUCGAGGUCUCACAUCUGCUGUCGGGAAGAAUUGUAUAGCAGAGGCUAUUAGUGCAUCUAGCACCGAUAACUACCCAGAGGAAAGUGUACGAAACACUUUGGAACCAAGGGAUAGAGUUGAAUGGAGAGCAUCGUACUGGUCGAGCAAAGGUGAAAGUGACCCCAAAGUUUCAGAGUCUUUGGUGUACAAGUUGAAUGCUAAAUUAUGCAUUGUUACUGAGAUCCAUAUUCAACCAUUUCAAGCAUUUUUUCAGUUUGGAUAUCCUAUAUAUUCAGCUAAGUCUGUCAGAUUCAGAAUGGGUCAUCUAAAGACUCCGAAAAUGGAUAAUGGAACUGUUGAUGACUCUGGAGAUGGAGAUGAAUCAGAGAACAAAUAUGUUUGGACGUAUACGUCGCCAGAAUUUCCAAUGGCUCAGGAAAAUUGCUUGCAACAAUUUAAGCUGCCCCAACCUGUACUUAGUAUUGGAGGAAUCCUGCAAGUUGAUUUGUUGGGCAGAGUCCAGAGACAAGAAAUCGAUGGAUUAUACUACAUAUGUGUAGCGCAUGUCCAAGUUUUGGGUCGGCCGCUCUCCCCCGCAUUUGACGUCGAGAUCGUUGACUCGUCUGGAAGAUGCAUGCUCAAGCACUACCCUGGAGUGGAGAGUCAUGCAUCUUCUGCGAGCUCGACAAAGGAUGAAAGUGGUACGCCUUCUCGGGUCCGGACUCUUACGGCAAUGUUGAUGGAAAGAGGGGUAAGGAGUUGGGAGCAAAUGAUUUUGAGCACAAUUCUGGGGAAUGCAGUGGUUGUUGACUCCGACGAAUCAGACGAAGAGAUUCGUGAUUAAUCUUCAAAUUGAUUCACAUUUCACGUUGUCCAGAUUUUGCUAUUUCGGUUUUUUUUCUGUCUCUGUAAAUCCUACUGAUGUUGUGCAGUUGCUGCUGCGUGUUGGCAUUGCCAAUACUCCUGGAAACACCUGAAGUUACGGAAAUGAGUGAUUGGUGUAUCUGAUCAGAUGUAUUUUGUAUCAUAUGCAAAUUAGAAACUCAAAUUUAGUAUUUCUGAAGGCAUUCCUGAAAAAAUGAGGGAGAGACCGGUGAUGAUUUCAUGCUCUUUGGAA